Messenger RNA from Monomorium pharaonis (pharaoh ant), 2125 nucleotides. It is a transcript of the gene Ublcp1, whose product is annotated as ubiquitin-like domain-containing CTD phosphatase 1. Gene Ontology annotation, cellular component: nucleus. The transcript has 2 exons. Gene Ontology annotation, molecular function: protein binding; phosphoprotein phosphatase activity. The coding region runs from base 98 to 1105 and encodes 335 amino acids. NCBI's taxonomy places the organism in Eukaryota, Metazoa, Arthropoda, Insecta, Hymenoptera, Formicidae. The record is from RefSeq and is a predicted model, not a curated record.
UCAGCGUUUUAAUGUAAAUAUUUAUCAUGUGAGGCUGGAGGCUUUUUUUUUAGACUCGGGAUGCGCGCGUUCCAUUGAUGCGAUUACAAGAGCGAGAAUGGAAGGUGAAUUAAGAAUCGUGGUGAAAUGGAGUGGAAAGGAAUACGAUAUCAUCGAUAUUCAAGAGGAAGAUACGGUUCUUACUCUGAAAGAACGUAUACACCUGGAAACAGGUGUUCGUCCGGAACGUCAGAAGCUACUAAAUCUAAAGUUUAAAGGCAAGGCAGCACAAGAUGAGGACAUAAUCGGCAAAUUGAAUUUGAAGCCUGGGUUCAAGUUGAUGUUGAUGGGCUCGCGCGAGGAGGAUAUUGCUGAGGUCAGUCAAGCACCUGAGAACGUACCUGACGUGAUUAACGAUCUGGAUAUAGAGGAAGAAGAGGUGGAGAUCGAGAAGGCUGAGAUAAAUCUACGUAAGAUUCAGAUACGAAUCGAUCGCUACGCAAUUACAGAGCUUAAUCCUCUGAGAGAGGGCAAGAAACUCCUUGUAUUGGAUAUAGAUUACACAUUGUUCGAUCACAGAUCAGUGGCGGAGAGCGGGUCGCAGCUGAUGCGCCCGUACCUCCAUGAAUUCCUGACGCGCGCUUACAAGCAUUACGACAUAGUCAUCUGGUCGGCGACUAGCAUGAGGUGGAUCAAUGAAAAGAUGAAGCUGCUCGGGGUCUCGAAUCAUCCAAACUACAAGAUAGCAUUUCAUCUGGACGUCCUUGCUAUGAUUACCGUUCACACGCCGAAAUACGGCGUCGUCGGGGUGAAACCGCUAGGCAUUAUUUGGGGAAAGUACAAGCAGUUCUCUGCGAAGAAUACAAUAAUGUUUGAUGACAUCAGACGGAAUUUCAUAAUGAAUCCGCAAUCGGGAUUGAGGAUAAAGCCCUUCAAGCAUGCUCACACCAGCAGAGUUAAGGAUUUCGAGCUGUUGAAGCUGUCAAGAUAUCUGGAAUUGAUAGCCGACGUUGACGAUUUUCAGACUCUCAACCAUAGAAAGUGGGAAGAGUACAAGCCGAGAAAGCCGAGGAAGAACGACCAAAACAGAGGGCAAACUAGCAACAGCAGCAGUGAGGAAAGUUAAAUUUUUUACAAAAUUUAUUUUUCUUUACGAACGUUGUGAAAACGAUCAAUCGAUGGAUGGUACUGAUUGACUUUCAAAGAGUACAGAGUGACACAGAGUACUCCAAAGUUGUACAUGACAUGAAAUGAAUGCGAAAUAAAAAUGCAGAGAGAACGCAUUUGUCAGCUAAUUUGAAAUCAUGACUGAAAAAAAUCAAGAGGCUGUUGUUUUAUAUACAUCGGAUAAGAACGACGUAUUUAGCUUAAACGUCAGUUUCCUCACCAUUAUAUGAAAAUUAUGCGUGAUAUUGACCUUUUCGAUAAAAUACAUAUUUUUGCAUAUUUCUUAUUCUAUGUAUUUGUGAUGUAUUUAUUAGUUGAUUGUGUACACGUAUAUAACAGCCGUUUAUAAUAAAACGCAUAAGUGGCCGACAUUAGAGGUGCAAUGAUAUAACGUAUUCAAGUGAGAAUUCAUGUGUUAUACGCCACUUUUACAAAAUUUCCCAUAUGUAUUCCUCGUUGCGUAUGCGUUUUGCACAACAAUACAAUUUAAAAACAAUUUUAACGGCUAAUCCAAAAUGUGCUUCCUGUUUCUUGUUUUUUGCCUCUUUGUGCAUUGUUGAAAAUGGCGAGACAAAGGUUGGCAAACUUCCUAAGAAAUAAGAAACACAAUUGUCGAUAAAAUAAUGCAUGAAGAGGCAAAAGGCAAGAAAUAAAAAAUAGAGCACAUAAAUAGCCUUAAAUUUCAUGCGACAUGAAAGAAUUUAAUUAUUUGCAUCUACGUGGUUGCGCGCUACGUGGGUUUCACGCGACAUUUCCGUCGUUAACAUGUAAUGUUCAUUGAUUAUGCAAAGCGCAAUAUCUUAACUAUCUUAGACAUUAAAUAGCUAGCGUUGGCGGAUUUCAUUUAGGGAGUUAAACAAUUUUUAACUUUUGUUAAUGAGAUGUUUUCAUUUUUCAUAUUGACUUAAAAUAUUAUGAAUGAAUGUAAAAUAUAUGAAAGGUUUACAUAUUGAUUGCAAUAAAGCUAAUUUAUCUGAAA